Penicillium subrubescens is the source of this 417-nucleotide messenger RNA. Its product is annotated as complex I NDUFA12 subunit family protein. The record is from RefSeq and is a predicted model, not a curated record. Gene Ontology annotation, biological process: response to oxidative stress; mitochondrial respiratory chain complex I assembly. The transcript has 7 exons. The coding region runs from base 1 to 417 and encodes 138 amino acids. Gene Ontology annotation, cellular component: membrane. Lineage: Eukaryota; Fungi; Ascomycota; Eurotiomycetes; Eurotiales; Aspergillaceae.
AUGUCGACCGUUCUGAGGACGCUGCGCAAUCUGCGCCGAAUUGGCUUAAAGGACUUUGGCCACCAGAUGCAGAACAUCGGUGAUACCAAGGCCGGAACCCUCAUCGGAGUCGAUCGCUUCGGCAACAAGUACUACGAGAACAUGGAAGAGGAGCUUCCUCUUCGGACACGAUGGGUCGACUACAAGGUCAACUGGCCCGAGUUCCAGCCCGACCAAAUUGAGCCUGGCUGGCACGCCUGGAUCUCCUACAUGGUUGAUACUCCCCCCACUGUCGACAAGCUCCUCCAGCCCGGCCAGCGCACCUGGGAGAUUCCUGAGCACCGUCCCAACCCCACCUUCAGCCGUGCUGCCUUCAAGACCUACUCCACCACCCGCCCCAAGUUGUCCGCCUGGACUCCCGUUGCUGCGCCGCGGUAA